AUGGGCGACAACCGUGGAGUAGAAAGUUGGCUAUUUGUGAAACAAGUGGUUGAAGGACGAUGGUUUUCAGUGUUCACCUCUUUUCCGAUCAUGAUCGGUUGCGGUUCACCUUACUUGUUCGGAACAUACUCCAAACUCUUAAAAACAAAAUUUGACUACAAUCAAACCCAACUUAAUACCUUGGGAUUCGCUAAAGAUCUCGGCUCCAACCUCGGAGUUUUUGCCGGGCUUUUCGCCGAGGUGGCUCCUCCGUGGAUGCUUUUCCUUGUGGGGAUAUCCUCCAAUUUCUUCAGCUACUUUAUGAUUUGGCUCUCCGUUUCUGACUACAUCCCAAAACCCCAUUUAUGGCUAAUGUUUGUUUACAUCUAUAUUACUUCUAAUUCACAGAACUUCCCCAACACCGCUGUUAUGGUCACCAACGUCAGAAAUUUUCCUGAUCAACGCGGUAUCAUUUUGGGCCUUCUCAAGGGUUUCGUUGGCCUUGGUGGGGCCAUCCUAACUCAAAUUAAUUUAGCAAUUUACGGCAACAAAAAUUCUACUGAUCUUCUCCUCCUUCUUUCAUGGCUACCCUCCAUUGUAUGUUUCUUGUGUUUUCUUCCAAUUCGGACAAUCAAAGGUCGGAAGCAUCCACAAGAGCUCAAAGUGUUCUACCACUUGCUUUACGUGUCCAUAGUGAUAGCGGUGUUCCUCUUGUUUCUCACCAUAACCCAGAGAAACAUUGCUUUUUCUCAGGCUGGCUAUGCCAGUGGCGUCGCGGUCAUCGUCAUCUUAAUCUGUCUGCCCCUUCUGGUAGCUAUUAAAGAAGAACUUUUUCUCUUCAAACUCGGUAAACAAACCAUGAAUCCUUCAGUUGUUGUUUCGCUUCCCUGCGAGCAACUUGAGGAAAUUUCAAAAAUUUCUUUGCCGUGUGUCUCAAAUGUAUGUAAGAAGCCGCAAAGAGGAGAAGAUUACAGCAUCUUGCAAGCUCUUCUAAGCAAAGAUAUGGCUCUUAUUUUCAUAGCAACGGUUUCUGCAUGUGGGUCGUCCGUUGCAGCCAUUGAUAAUCUUGGGCAGAUCGCCGAGUCACUUAAGUAUCCAAAUCAUUCGAUAAGUAUUUUGGUUUCAUGGAUUUCCAUAUUCAAUUUCUUUGGUCGGGUCUUCUCCGGUUUCAUCUCUGAAACCCUUAUGACCAAAUACAAAUUACCUCGCCCUUUCAUGUUCGGUCUUACCCAACUUUUCACCUGCACUGGCUUGCUCUCCAUCGCAUUCCCUUAUAUAAAUUCAGUCUAUGUAGCUUCGUUGAUCAUUGGGUUUGGCCUUGGAGCCCAAACUCCAUUGAUAUUCGCCAUAAUCUCUGAUCUCUUUGGCCUCAAACAUUACUCGACACUACUCAAUUGUGGGCAACUGGCUGUCCCACUUGGAUCUUAUAUAAUGAACGUGGAAGUAAUAGGGAGGUUUUACGAUGCAGAAGCCACUAAAAUUGGAAAUGUGAAGAACGGGAAGGGUCUAACUUGCACUGGAACUCAUUGCUUUAGUGAAUCGUUCAUGAUUUUGGCUACAGUGACUUUGUUUGGAGCAAUGGCUUCGUUUGUGCUAGCUUAUAGAACUCGAGACUUCUACAAAGGCGAUGUAUAUAAGAAGUACAAAGAUGACAUGGAGGCUACGCAGUCGAACGUGGAAUUAAAUUCUUUCGAGGAUAAAAACAAUGAACACAAAAAGAAAAUUGAUGAUCAAAGUAAAUAA
Messenger RNA from Cucurbita pepo subsp. pepo (vegetable marrow), 1722 nucleotides. RefSeq names its product protein NUCLEAR FUSION DEFECTIVE 4-like. The record is from RefSeq and is a predicted model, not a curated record. NCBI's taxonomy places the organism in Eukaryota, Viridiplantae, Streptophyta, Magnoliopsida, Cucurbitales, Cucurbitaceae. Gene Ontology annotation, cellular component: membrane.